Dioscorea cayenensis subsp. rotundata (Guinea yam) is the source of this 549-nucleotide messenger RNA. RefSeq lists its product as uncharacterized. The record is from RefSeq and is a predicted model, not a curated record. Bases 1 to 549 code for a protein of 182 amino acids. NCBI's taxonomy places the organism in Eukaryota, Viridiplantae, Streptophyta, Magnoliopsida, Dioscoreales, Dioscoreaceae. The transcript has 2 exons.
AUGACUCAUUAUGAGGCACUAUAUGGCAGGAGAUUUAGGUCACCUAUUUGUUGGGAUGAUGUGGGAGAACACAAAUUCUUAAGGCCAGAGAUUGUGCAGUUGACAGUGGAUAAAGUUCGUCUAAUCAGAGAUCGUCCGCGAACAGUUCAGAGCAAGCAGAAAAGUUAUGCAGAUAAUAGUAGAAGAAGCUUGGAGUUUCAACUCAGCCCUCGGUUUAUUGGUCCGUUUGAGAUCUUGGAACGCAUUGGUGAGGUGGCAUAUCGGCUUGCAUUAUCACAUUCACUGUCUCGGGUUCAUGAUGUGUUCCAUGUUUCUAUACUGAAGAAGUUCAUUCCGAAUCCUAACCAUAUGAUACAAUUCUUUGACUUUGAGCUUAACAAUGAUUUGACGUAUAAGGGGCGACCUAUAAAGAUCGUGGAUUUGAAGGAGCAAAUUCUGAGAAGGCGGGUCAUUCCUUAUGCCAAGGUUCAGUGGAGCAAUCACACAGAGCAUGAAGCUACUUGGGAAUUGGAGUCAGAGAUGCGAGAGAAAUACUCGUACCUAUUCUGA